Cladophialophora immunda is the source of this 1782-nucleotide messenger RNA. RefSeq lists its product as uncharacterized. Bases 336 to 944 code for a protein of 202 amino acids. The transcript has 2 exons. NCBI's taxonomy places the organism in Eukaryota, Fungi, Ascomycota, Eurotiomycetes, Chaetothyriales, Herpotrichiellaceae. The record is from RefSeq and is a predicted model, not a curated record.
CGAGCAACCACCUCCUUAACCCAUUAUUCUCAUAUUUGUGCACUAACACCGCCCGUUUCGCCGUUUGGACUUUUCAGCCCAGGCGCCUUGGUCGCAUGUGCUUGACAAUGCCUGUCGGGCACUGCAGCGCUUCGCUCACCUUGCUGGUCGCUUCCCUCUUCAUCCCAGCCACGAGGCGGUAGUUUUUCCUCAGCCUUCUGCCUCAUUGACCGCUCUUGCUCCUCCUCUUCCCCCUCUUCCUCUUUUCUUCUCCUUCGUCGUUGCUACCCCCUCCGCCUCCAGCAUCUGGUUGCGACUGUGGCCGAUCGUACUGUUUGCCUCUGUCGAGCUUCACCAUGCCCACAGCUGUCGCUGAGUCCACCAGCGCCGCGCAGUUUUCCGAUUCGAGCUCCCCUGCUUCCACUGCGCCGUCCACUCUUCCCAGCGCUAUCGCCAACACUACAGCUGUGCUCAGUUCCAUUCCCACCCAGGCUGACGCCACUGCUACCACUUCUGCCACAUCUUCGAAGCCAGCGAGCAACAGUGACACUCCGGGCCGAGUUACUGUCACGACAACGACCACGAGUCUGAGUACAACUACCGGUACCAACUCCUCCUCGCCCGGCUCAGGAGGAAAGCUCUCUUCGGGCGCAGCGGCUGGAAUUGGGGUUGGAGUCGCAGUCCUGUUCCUCAUCAUCCUCUCGGUUAUCGUUGCUGCUCUCAUCUUGAGGCGGCGGCGGCGGCGGCGUGGUCUAGCCGAAAAACAUCAGCACCAAAUCAUGUCAGGUGUAUACUAUGAAAAGCCGGAGCUUGAGGACACAGGAAUGCCAAACAGAAGCUUGCUUCGCAGUGAACUGCCAGCACAGAGACCGAGUUGGGACGGUGGCGAUAUCAUUUCAGAGCUGGAGGGUUCACGGCCAAAAAUUCCGACGCGUACGACAACUGCGGAAUUGGGUGCAGAUUGAACGGAACGAAAUCAUCAUCCUGCACCAGUAUCAGCUCGAGGGUGAAAACGCAUAUGUUUUGUUGUCCGGGACAAAAUCGCCACCGCAGCUGGAGCUGGCUGGUGUAGACUUCUUUCCGCCACAUUGAGUGAGAAUCGUUGCCUCAACGGUCUGCACGAACCAAGACCAAUUUUCCGUGGACUGCAGAGUUAUUGAUCCUACUGCGCAAUUUCACCGGCCCAGUAGGCGAGAAGGAACGCAAUACGACCCUUGUUAUGUUCAGUUGCGGACUGGCAGCUGAAGCGAAUCCCAUCAUGAAACAUGACAACGGUGUGCCGCGAAGCACAUGUAAUAUAAGAACGUAAGUCAGCUGAGACCAUCACAACUUCCAUGAUCCUCAGACAUAUAUGGCGAAAGAGUUCUGCCUCUCUCAUUCACCUACCUCUUGCGCUCCCUUAUUGUCGUGCUGAAUAGAUGAAGUAUCACAGGGCAAGCCAGGGGAACUUACACAACCUUGUCUUUUCAAUUUGCUAGCCUCGUCAUUGUGGCCAAGUGACUGUGUAAUCUCCUGCGCAUGCCAUGAGGCUCUUUGUCCUCGUCUCAAAUCCUUUCGUAGUUGUUUCAAACCCUUCACAGGAUAGAUUGGGGAUGGGAAGAAGUGCCUGCUGGCAAGACCCUUAUUGUCCAGGAUUCGAUGCCUUGUUCGACGAGAGCCACACUCUAGUCCUUUCGAGGCGGUGCAAACAAUGGCAUGAAGGUCGAGCUGUCAGACGAACUCUCAUUUGACGUGUCGCCGUUCAGCCUCAUGCAAGCCCGUUGUAUCUGAUUACGCCACACCUGUUCCUCUUCUGUAUGUAGC